AUGAAUCUGAAAGUUCUAUUACGCUGGUUGUAUAAUUCUCUAUACAAUUACAAUCUUUUCAUACCAGAUAAUGAUGAAUAUACCGACGAAGAAUCAAAUAAUCAAACAAUCACUCUCCGUCAGCAGAAAUAUACCACGUGGUUAUACGUUCUUCUUCUCACAAUAUCGAUCUACGUUCUCUUUUAUAUCACUUUGAUCAAACAACAGUCCAAAACUAUUAUUAUUUCGGAUAUUACUCGUCCUGGUAUCUUAGAUGAACUUUAUCUUGAACAUCACCAAAAACUGACAUGUCCGUGUUCGACAGUUGCAAUUCCUUAUUAUACUUUCGUGAAUAGUACCAAUCAAUUGUAUCCAAUUUGUUCCAGUGUAUUUGUCACUGAACGUUGGAUACAUUCGUUGUACUUUUCAAAUGCAAGUGCGCUUGGAACGGCAGAUUUUCGAACAAUAGCUAAUUCUCAAUUCCAGCUUCUGUCAAGUCUUUGUUCAUCUAUACAAAAUGCAAUUAGUCAAAAUGAAAUUGAUCUUAGUAACACCGAGUUUCUUAGUAUAAAUCUUCUAUCUGACAGGGAAGUUCAGUCCCAGGUGAAUACAACUAUUGAAUUAUUCAUUAACAGUAUUUCCAUUCGGAUAAUUUCAAUUUUGAAUUAUCUCAAAAUUAUCACUCAAGCAAACUUUUUUGUCUCAGCUCUCAAUACCAAUUCAAUCAUUUCAGUUUACAAUUCCGGUUCUGGAUAUAGUAUCUACUUAAUACCAACAGUUUUUAGCGACAAUUAUAAUGAUUAUUAUGGAAUUGAUUACCAUUCUGUUUUGUGCGUUAAUGGAAAUCCACUUAGCCAAACAGGUUUCUUCUCACAUAAAGGACCAGGAACAUUAUAUCGGUUAAUCUGGACACCACCCGAAUCGAAUUCGACAUUGGCUAAUGGUUUUUUUGCAGGAUGUACUCCACUUGCCGGUAUUCUUCACAGUACACUUGAUUGUUUGUAUGAUAUCGAAUGUAUUGAAUUGUGGUCGAAAUACUUUCCUGAUCUGAAUCAAAUUGAUGUCAAUUGGACAAACUCAAUUUUGAAAGAAAAUGAAAACAUGUCUGUUAGUGAUUAUUUAUCUUCAGUUUUCAUUGAAAAGCAAAUUAUCUCGGUGAAUUAUUCCAAAUAUUUCCAUGCAUGUUCGCCGCAGUUUUGUACGUACACGAUGACCAAUCAAUUCGAUUUCUCGUACGCAAUUACCAUUUUCAUUGGCCUCUACGGUGGUCUCAUCAUUAUAUUACGAUUAAUUUCACCAUUUCUCAUCCUUUUCUUCACAAGAUUUCACAGUGUUCAACUAAGAAACUUUUCAACACACUUGCGAGUAACUGUCAAACCAAUAAAACGAUUGAAUCUAUUUAAAAAUAUCAAUGACCGAACUGAAAAUAGUAUCAAACAACAAACAAUAGUGACACGUGUCUACUUAACUUUAUUAAUUGGAUCAAUACUCAUUCUCGUACUCUUCAAUUCACUAAGUACACAAAUAAUAACAUUAACAAAACAGAAUCCAUCACUAAAUGAUUAUAAUCAUUUGAAAAAAUUCUAUUCGGAUACUCUUGAAUGUCCUUGUUCAAUUAUGACAAUUUCUUAUCAGAAAUUGAUUUCAUUUUCUCCAGUUUUACAUCAGAUCUGCACGAGUGAUUUUCUCACAUAUCGUUGGAUGUCAAUAUUGAAUCAAAGUAGUUUGAAUGAAGUGUCCAUUGAUUGGCGAAGUGAAGCUUUUUCACAAGCUCAGCUCUUGUCAAAUCUUUGUCAACUUGCUAAUGAAACAAUUCAGGAUGCUAUUCAUCGUUUUCUUUUACAAUAUUUUGUUACUUUAAAUGUCUUGUCCGAAAAUGAUUUCACUUUACAAAUGAAUUCAACAGUCAAUGAGCUUUUACAAUCGACUAUUCGUUACUUUAAUCUUCUUGUCGAAACAGUACGACUUCUUAUGCAAGUCGAUCAACCUUUAAUGGGAAUACAUCAACAGGAUUCAAAAGACAAUUUAAAUUCUAUCUCAGAUAUUGUAACAGUUCUAACAGAUGAUGAACAAUUUUUACAGUUAAUCAUCGGUUUGAGUAGAACUGUCAACACAAAUUACACAUCGAUCAAUUGUAUUUGUGCAACAAAUUCAAACUGUAAAAGUCCAGUUGCCAUCUAUACUGUUAAUUCAAAUUCUCAUGGUGAUUUUGACUACAAUGUUGUGUAUAUAGUGCCUGGAGCAUACACUGGCUGUUCUGCUACUGAAUCUCUUUUAUUAUCGACAUUUGAAUGUUUCUAUGCAGAUUCCGGAUGUUUUCCAAUUCUGACGACUUAUAUCAAAGAAAUGUAUGUUUAUAAUGUGGAAAAUCCAUCCUGGUUUGAUGUUCAUCCACUUGUAUAUGAUCCAAUGUCAAGUAAUUAUCCUCCGAAUACAACAAUCUCCACUGUUGUAGAAAAUAUGAUGAUUGAACAAUGGAAUUCAGGUUCGUCAUAUGAAAGUUUUUAUAAACUAUGCGCACCAAAGUAUUGCACUUAUUCGGAAAAUCUUCGUAAGAAUACGUCGAUUGACGUGAUUGUAGCAUUGAUAUCGAUGAUUGGUGGUCUGUCUGUUUCACUACGCUUGAUUAUACCGCGUCUUGUCAAAUUUAUUACAAAAUUAUGGAAAAUAAUUACCAACAGACGACAAGAACAACAAACAGUACAAAUGAACGAGUCCGUCGGAAUGAAAAUAUUCAUAUGGAAUGGAAUUAUGUUACUCUACAGUACAAUAAUCAAUCUAAAUAUGUUCUCAUCACGAAAUUUUGGACAUGAUGUCGACAGCGUGACAGUGAAACGUUUAGGUCAAUGGGCAACACGUCUCUAUAUGGUUCUUUUCACCAUCGGUAUCAUUAUUUUCACAUCGUAUACGACCAUUGAACCUUAUGUUGGAAGAAAAACAUUUGAUAAACCAUCAUUUGAUAUCUACAAUGAACUUUAUGAAAAAUAUAAUGAACGAUUGAAAUGUUCAUGUUCAUUAAUUUCAUUUACAUACGAUCGAUUUGUCAAUGUUAAUCUGACAUUUCAUCAGAUCUGUUCAAGUACAUUUACUUCGGACGAAUGGCGAAGAAAUUUAUUAGAUUAUUCUCAAAUUGACUAUCGUCGUUUUCUCUCCUCUCAUUUGCAAUAUCUUCAAGGAUUAUGCGAACUUUCUAGACAAUCAGUAAACACUACUGUACAACAGUUUCUUUUCUCAUUAUUCAUUGGUGAUCAACUGUUUUCUGAACAGCAUUUUAAUGAUCGUCUUCAAUUACGAAUUCAAACGGUUAUAUCUAGUGCUCCAACGAUAUUUUUAACACUUUUAUCCUUCAUUCAAAAUAUCAAUCAAGGAAACGCUAUUGUGUCAACUUAUGGAACAAAUUUUCGAUAUUUAUAUCCAUUGAAUAAUCCUUCGAGUACAUAUGCAAUUACUCAACCAAUUAUCUAUGAUAACAACUGUUCUUGUGCGUUUUAUCCAAAUUGUACAACUCAAGCAUAUAUUUUUCAAGGAAAUUCUUCGGAAAUGGUACCAAUCAAAGGUUUGAAAAUCGGUUGUAUACCUAGUGAAUCAUUUCGUUUAUCCACUCUUGAAUGUUUCUACGAUCGAGCGUGUCUUGAUCUUCUCCAACAAUCUACAAAUCAUAGUGAUCCCCUUCCAUUAAAUCAAAGUCGAUUUGUAAUCAACACAACGGUUGACGAACUCAUUUCGAAUUUGUUCAUUGAACAAUGGUCAAUAACACCAAAUUAUUCAUUAUAUUUUCAACAAUGCUCACCUUCAUCAUGUUCUUAUACAUUUGUUCAGAAGAUCAAUUUUCUAUAUACGAUUACUUUGAUACUUGGCUUUCAAGGAGGAUUGAAUAUCGUUCUCAAAUGGAUUUGUCCGCAAAUAAUUCAAAUACUUCAGUUGAGAAAAAAACGAAAAAUUCUUGCUCAAGUAACAUUAGUGUUACCAACUAUUGAACUUCAUCAAACGGUCGCAAACGCAUCAGUUCGGUAUUCUUUCAAACUUUGUUUAGCACUCCUAUCGAUCUUGUUUCUAAUCACUAUCUUGAUUAUAUUUUCCAUUUUUGGUAUUCGGAAGAAUGACAAUCCGGUUCAGUCGACAGUACCUACAAUGGUCGAAGCAACCAGUAGUAUAACCAAUUCUACAACGAGUAUGGAAAUGCUAAGCACAAGUACGAAUGCUUCGGUUUCGACUUGUCCAGCUGCAUUUCAAGUGAAAAGAACCAAUUUGCCCGGUUAUCUUAAUUUGAAAUUAUCUGCUAUGGGUGACGUGAACAACGACAAUCAACUUGAUCUCAUAUUUUUCUCUUCAACAACUUAUGCAAUAAACACACAACUUGGUAAUGGUAAUGGAACAUUUCGAGCAUCGAUUAUGUCCGUGAUAGGAUACACAAUGUUGCUAAAUAAGCUUAUUUUAAGUGAUUUCAAUCAAGACAAACAGCUAGACAUCGCUUUCAUUGAGACGAAUGUACAGCAGAUGGGUAUUAUGAUCGGUUUUGGUAACGGAAGUUUUGCAAUAUCAGAUCUAAUCUCAACUGGAAAUAACAGUUACCCAUUCGACCUGAUUGCCACUGAUUUUAACAAUGAUAGUUAUUCCGAUGUAGCGAUUGUUAAUUAUUGUGAACAUUAUAUUGCCAUAUUUCUUGGCUAUGGUAAUGGUAGUUUUUUGCCACAAACAAAUCUUUACACUGGACGUAACAGUUGUCCAACAUCAAUUGCCAUCGUCGACUUUAAUAGAGAUGAUCACGUAGAUAUCCUAGUAGUGAAUCAUAUGAGUAAAACUAUUGCUUUAUUUCUUGGAUACGGCAAUGGAAAUUUCCAAGUGCCAAUAACAUCUUUCGCUGGUGGAGGCAAUUCUAUCUAUCCAUAUUAUGUAGUUAUUGCUGAUUUCAAUAGUGAUUCUGUAUUUGAUGUCGCUCUCUCCUACACAACAAUGUACUCUAUUGGUAUUAUGUUUGGAUAUGUAAAUGGAUCAUUUAGUAAUAAAGUAAAGAUUACCUUGGAAUCAUAUGUUGAUAGUUCUCCACUUAUUGCUAAUGAUUUCAAUUGUGAUGGAUACCUUGAUAUAAUCAUUGGACAAAUUGCACCAUCUGGUUUAAUCAUCUUAAUAGGUAAUGGAAAUGGAGAAUUUCGACUCCAAACAAUACUAAGUACACAAGAUGAUAUAUAUUCCAUUCCUUCCUUCAUUGCUGGAGAUUUGAAUAAUGAUGGUUUUCAAGAUCUGGCAGUUGGUAAUCUACAGUCGUUUGUUCAAUAUACUCUCUCUAAUAUAUGUCAGUGUUGUGUAGCUUGA
Adineta ricciae is the source of this 5292-nucleotide messenger RNA. NCBI's taxonomy places the organism in Eukaryota, Metazoa, Rotifera, Eurotatoria, Adinetida, Adinetidae. The record is from the annotation of a GenBank genome assembly.